AAGCGCCCCACGUGGCAAUCGGCUGCCGCCCGGGCGCGGCUCUGGCCAAGUGCGGCUCCCGGGCUCAAUAGCAUGAGAGAAGGACACCUAUUUUGAAUUCAUGGCUAAAGACAAGGUGGACUGGACCGUCAUCCUUUUAACAUGUCAACACAAGGACAGUGUGUUUGCCUUCCAAAAAGAGCUCGAGGCCCGCCGGGACCGUGGUUCCCUGGGUCGGCAGCCCAUCCUCCUCACUGUUGAAGACCCCAAGGCCGAGGUGGGCAGCGGAGGAGCCACCCUCAAUGCUCUCCUGGUGGCAGCCGAACACCUCAGCGCUCGAGCAGGCUGUACCGUAGUCACCUCUGAUGUCUUGCAAAAGGCCUGGAUUCUCAUCCUUCACAUGGGCCGGGACUUCUUGUUUGAUGACUGCAGCCGAGCAUUUACCUGCCUCCCACUGGAGGAUUCUGCUGCCCCGGUUGAGGCGCUCACCUGCAACCUGGACCAUCUCCUGACAACCCUGAUGCACCAGGUCUGCCGGGGCUCCCCACCUGGGGUGUGGGUUUGCAGCACUGACAUGCUUCUCACAGUCCCUACCAUGGCAGAGAUCAAUUGGCAGGGAUUCCAAGGCGCAAGAGUCAUUGCUGUGCCCGCGAGUGUCUCCUAUGCCCGGAACCAUGGAGUCUACCUUGCUGACGCCCAGGCCGUUGUGCAAGACAUCCUCUACCAAAGCCCUGAAGACCAGAUCCAGCCAUGCCUGCGGCCGGAUGGGAAGGUCCCCCUGGUGUGUGGGGUUGUCUUCUUCUCCUCCGAAACAGCAGAGCUGCUUCUGGCCACCCACGUGAUUCCCCCGCUCAACGCCUGCACCUACAUGGGCCUGGACUCGGGAGCCCCAGCCAUACAGUUGUCUCUCUUCUUUGACAUCCUGCUGUGCAUGGCUCAGGGGCUGAGCGAAGAGACCUUUGUGAACGGUCGGGGCCUGGCGACCGGCAGCGGAGACUCCCAGGAUGCAGGGGCGCGAAGGAGCGCCCGAAGCGUGCUGUGGAAGGCGCUCCACGCAGUGCCUCUCACAAUGGCCUACAUCCCUGAUGGUUGCUACGACUACUUGACCAGCUCUGCCAGUGAUCACAUUCGCCACCUCACACCCCACACGGACGCUGCCCACAGCAGCUCUUUCCGCAAAGUGGCACAUUCCCACGUGGCUGAGGCCCAGCUUCUGGAGGAAGGUUGCUCCAUCACCAACAGCCACUUGGAGGGAGCGGUGGCCGUGGGGCCUGGGAAUGUUAUUCAGCACUGCUGCUUGGAGGGCCCCUUGCAGAUCCGUUCUGGCUGCCUCCUCACUGGGCUGGACGUGGCAUCCUCCGUGGCCCUCAAGAGCCAUCCGCUUGAGGAUGUGAUCAUUCAGGGACACACUGUCAGGCUGAGAGACAUUGCCUGCAAAGUGUUCACCCUGAGUGGGCGUCAUGACAACUGGCAGAGUCCAGCAGAGGAAAAUGGCACCUACCUGAACAUGCCGUGGGCGGUGUUGUUCCUCAGGACUGGAAUACGGAGCCAAGACCUUUGGAGCCCCGACAUCUCCCCGAGCAGCCGCUGCCUGCUGAGUGCCCGCCUCUUCCCUGUGCUCCACCCCUCCGCGCCUUUGGCACUGGGAGACAUCCUGUGGCUCUUGGGCUGCCCAGGGGCUGGGCAGCUGCAGCGCUGGCGAUCGGCAUGGCGCAUGUCCUGGGAGGAGCUGCGGGAGUGCCUGGACCAGGAGGCGGAGCUGGCCUCCCGCAAGGCCCUCUUCUUCCUGCAGGCACAGAGCAAGACCCGCAGGGUACUGAUGGAGCACAGCAACUACAGCCUGCUACCUCUGCUCCGCUCAGCUGCCCUUGAGGGCUACCACGAGCCCAUGCUGAAGACGCUGGACCAUGUUGCAUCCACUGCUCAGGAUCUGGGGGUUGCUGCUCGGACUUUGGCCUGCAUCGCUGACCUCCUGGGCUGCAUGGCCAAAGGAGACGGGGGCUUACGGAGCGGCCCCGCAGCCAACGUGGCCUGGGCCUCUGCUUUCCGGCACCUUGAGAGGGGGAGCAUUUCUGAGGGCGUCAAGAAACUGGCUGUGGAAAGGAAGAAGUGGCUGGACAGGCCCAUCCUGCUGGUUCGAGCCGCCCGGCACUAUGAGGGGGCGGCGCAAAUCCUCAUCCGCCAGGCGGUGAUGUCCUCCUGCCGCUUCAUCAGCCUCAGCCCCGCUGCGCUGCCCCCCAUGGGCUGUUGGGUGACGGUGGAGUGUCCUGCUCGAAUUGACCUCUCUGGUGGCUGGAGCGACACUCCCCCCAUCACAUACGAGCACGGAGGGGCGGUGGUGGACCUGGCCGUCCUCGUGGAUGGGUGCAGGCCGAUUGGCGCCCGGGCCCAGCGCAUUGCAGAGCCGGAGUUGCAGCUGGUCAGCGCCUCUGGAGGCCUCGAGGGAGAGGUGGUGGUGAAGCUCAUGUGUCGGAACCUGGAGGACUUGCGGGAUCACUGCCAGCCUCAGGCACCAGGAGCAUUGCUGAAAGCAGCCUUCAUUUGUGCUGGAGUCGUGGACCUCUCUUCCCAGAAGGCCUUGCGGGAGCAGCUGAGGGAGCGCUUUGGGGGCGGCUUUGAGCUCCGCACCUGGUCUCGCCUGCCUCAUGGAUCGGGGCUGGGCACCAGCAGCAUCCUGGCUGGUGCUGUGAUGGCAUCAUUGUACCGGGCCUCGGGGCACUCUGCCAGCGUAGAGUCCCUGAUCCAUGAUGUGCUACACUUGGAGCAAGUCCUCACUACAGGCGGUGGGUGGCAGGACCAGGUUGGUGGGCUGAUGCCGGCACUCAAGAUCGGGCGCUCAAAGGCGCAGCUGCCGUUGAAAGUGGAAGUGGAGCGGCUGGCCACUCCGGACGGCUUCCUGCACACCCUGAACGAGCACCUGCUCUUGCUGUACACUGGAAAGACCCGUCUCGCCCGCAACCUGCUCCAGGAUGUUCUGAGGAACUGGUACGCCAGGCUGCCCACCCUCGUGCAGAACGCCCACGCCCUCGUGCAGAACGCAGAGGAGUGCGCCCAGGCUCUUCAGCAAGGCAACCUGGCUCUUUUGGGUAAGUGUAUUGAUCAGUACUGGUUGCAGAAGAAGAAGAUGGCACCUGGCUGUGAGCCUCUGGCGGUCCAGCGUAUGAUGGAGGUGCUGCAGCCAUAUGUCCAUGGGCAGAGCCUGGCUGGCGCUGGAGGUGGCGGCUUCCUCUACAUCUUAACUAAGGAGCCCAGGAAGAAGGAGGCCUUGCAGAGGAUCCUGGCAGAAACAGAGGGCCUGGGAAACUUCAGCAUCCACACGGUGGAGGUGGACACAGCUGGCUUCCAAAUGCAGCUUCUGGAGGAGGACUUCCAGCAAGAGCAAGCAGCACUGCAGCUUUCCCAGCCCACAACCUGCUAGGAGGCCUGUACAACAACUUUUCUCUAGGGAUGAAACAGCUCACUGGCUGAAGAACCUGUGCUUUGUUUCCAUGCACUCCUGCCCUGUUUGACUGCAGGGGUGGGGUGGGGUGAUGGGAGGAACACAUCCCAAGAGGCCUCUGGCAUCAGUAGCUGUCUGGCUCAAAGGAAAGAGCCUAUACACCUGUCAGGCCUCUUAAGAGCCUAGGAAGAGGCCUGCUGGAUCAGACUAGAAUCUAGGCCAACACCCUCUUUCCCAAGCAGACGCCUUUCGAAAGCUCUCAGGCAGGGCACGAGAGCCACGGUAAUGAUGGCAAUUUCAGGGAUCUUAUGCAGAGGUUCCUGGACAUAUUUUUUUUAUGGAAUGAAAUAACUAGAAAGCUAAUAUAGAUAUCCUCAAGAGAUUCACGUUCUCCGAGUUUUACUAUUUCCUGCAACCAUCUCAAUACUUAGUGGGCCUAAUCCAGCAGGAGUGAGUUGUGAUUGAAUUCCAUUGGAAACUAUUAAAAGGGACUGAGGCACGG
Elgaria multicarinata webbii is the source of this 3920-nucleotide messenger RNA. RefSeq names its product fucose kinase (gene FCSK). NCBI's taxonomy places the organism in Eukaryota, Metazoa, Chordata, Lepidosauria, Squamata, Anguidae. The record is from RefSeq and is a predicted model, not a curated record. Gene Ontology annotation, biological process: GDP-L-fucose salvage. The transcript is spliced from 24 exons. Gene Ontology annotation, molecular function: ATP binding; fucokinase activity. Bases 101 to 3397 code for a protein of 1098 amino acids.